AAAAAUCGUUGGCUUCAGAGUGAUCGCCGCAUUAAGUGCAUGCCCACUUAUCCGACGCGAGUCUAGUUAUCAUCAUCACUAUCAUACUCUUCUUCAUAAUAAUCGUUAUUAAGAAGAGAGAACAAAUUAUAUAUGAUGAUUGCGAAUGCGAAGAUUGUUCUUCUGGUGUCAUUUUUCCAUGUGAUAUGUGGCAGCUAUGACAUUUCCGAGAGGAUUUUGUUUCCCAACUUGCCGAACGCAGCUCCCCGAUCCGAGAAUAAAGUUUGCAGGGAGGAAAGUCAAACUUAUAUUGCCAAUUUGAAUAAUAUGACUUUAUGGGCACAUCAAAUUUGGGAUGCGACUUCAAAAUCAACAUCGGGUGUGCUGAAAGGAAGUGUAUUCCAUUUCGGAAGUUGGGAUGAGUGUUUGUCUACAGAAGGACCGUUUCGAACGCAGUAUUGCUUUGCAACUAUGGUAGCUUCUAUUCCAGAUGAACAAACGCCAAAAGAUUAUCUUUCGCUCAAUUUUAAUCCGAUGAGCAACGUUCUCAAAAAGAUUUAUAAAACGGGAGAUGUUUCGAAACAGACAAGGAAUGCAGUUAAUAUUGGAUGGUGUGUACCAGCUUCGUGUACACAUAUGGAUCUGGAACAGUCGUUGAAUCAAUAUUUGGAGAAGGUCGAUCAUCCGUUUCACGAUCACAAUGUGACAUACUCGGCAAACGUCAAUCAAAAUACAUGUCAAAGAAAGAACGAGAUCGAAAUUAUAGAUUCUGUAGAUAUUGGAUUUUGUAUUUUAACAGCAGUCUUAAUUUUAAUGGUUCUCAUUGGGACUAUCUACGAUGUAAAAACGUUGAAGGAAUUUGAUGAAAAGGAAAAACAUAAAACUGGACUAUUGCAUAAUAUUGUCUUAUCGUUUUCGGCUAGGAAAAGUUUCAUCGAAUUGCCCAGAGCCGACGAGAAUAAUUCUUCCCUUAAGGUCCUUUAUGGAAUCAGGACAUUUGCUAUCAUGAUGAUCAUCAUGGAUCAUCGUUUCGGUACUUACAUUUCAGGACCAAUGGAAAAUUUUGAUUAUAUUGAGAAAGAAUAUCGUUCGGUUUCUGCUUGGUUUAUUUUCCAUGGAGAUCUUUUCGUUGAUACAUUUUUCAUUUUAAGUGGAAUUUUGGUAGCUUACGGUUUGUUGAAUCAAUUCAACAAGAAGUACGUCCAUCCAGCUUUCAUUAUUCUCAUCAGAUACGUAAGAUUAACUCCUCUAUAUGCGUUUGUGGUUUUCUUCUGGUCCUCGAUGUUUGCCCACAUCGGAUCAGGUCCAUUCUGGCGAUUCGUGGUUCCUGCUGAGGUUGCCGAUUGCAGAAAAAACUGGUGGGCAAACUUGCUUUAUAUCAGCAAUUAUGUGGACGAUGAUCAUAUGUGUAUGACACAUUCGUGGUAUUUACCGUGCGAUUUUCACUACUUCAUCAUCGCAAUAUUCGUGAUUAUGCUGAUCAAUAAAAACAAGAAGCUUGGUUUUGGUCUUCUCAGCGGUCUCCUCCUUCUUUCCAUUGUCAUACCAUUCCUUCUGACGGUCAUCCACUUACGUCCAGCCUUGCUUCAUUUCUAUCCCGUUUUUCUGGUCGCACCAAAAGUAGACACGGACUUUCAACUGACGUACACCAAAUCUCAUGCAAGAGCAUCAAGUUACUUUACCGGAAUGUUCUUGGGAUAUUUUUACUACAAGUACAAGGAUACAGACUUUAAACUCAGCAAAUUCAAAUCGCAUGCCAUCACUUUAGUGUCCAUCUUUCUGUUAUUCCUUGGAAUGAGCAGCGGUGCAGUCUUCUACAACCCAUACCACGAAUACAACGUCAUCGAAGCCGCAGCCUACGCGUCUUUGCACAGAUGCGCUUGGAGUUUAGGAUCCGUCGGUUUGAUAUUGGCUGCAUCUAAUGGUCAUGCAACGGCAAUCUACAAUUUCCUAUCCUGGUCCCCUUUCAUUCCUCUGAGUAAACUAGUUUACGGAGCUUACCUCACCCACAUGCUGUUCCAAUUACGAGGGGUUGCGAUAGCCACAAGUCCAAGACACUUCACAUACUUUGACACGAUUUCUAUGGGUUUAGGCGACAUCGUUUUGGCUUUCGCUACAGGAUUCCUGCUAUUCAUAAUGAUUGAAAAUCCAUUUAGGAAAAUCAUUAGGAUCAUUCUAUUUCCUCAAAGGGUCGUCACCAAAGAACAAGACGUUACCAGCAUUAACGCCGAUGUCAGCAGAAGAGAUACAACGACAACUACAAGUUUAUAAAUACUUGGUAGCAUUCGGACAGAACGUUUCAAAUUAAUCAAAUAAGCUUACAAUGUAAAUACAAUGGGAUAUAAGUUUUUUAGAUAAUAUAAUUGUAAAUUUCCCAAAUUGGGCAAAGAAAAUGUGAUAUAUUUUUUUACUUUGAAAUUAAUUUUUUGUACA
Nicrophorus vespilloides is the source of this 2412-nucleotide messenger RNA. RefSeq names its product nose resistant to fluoxetine protein 6-like. The record is from RefSeq and is a predicted model, not a curated record. The coding region runs from base 133 to 2250 and encodes 705 amino acids. Gene Ontology annotation, molecular function: acyltransferase activity, transferring groups other than amino-acyl groups. The transcript has 10 exons. Lineage: Eukaryota; Metazoa; Arthropoda; Insecta; Coleoptera; Silphidae.